This is a messenger RNA of Anguilla anguilla (European eel), 645 nucleotides long. RefSeq names its product interleukin-20-like. Lineage: Eukaryota; Metazoa; Chordata; Actinopteri; Anguilliformes; Anguillidae. The transcript is spliced from 6 exons. The coding region runs from base 25 to 585 and encodes 186 amino acids. The record is from RefSeq and is a predicted model, not a curated record.
AGAACCAACAAGACUCUCAGAUCAAUGCACACAAUGGACACCAGGGGGCGCCGGUUCGUAUCGUGUCUGCUGCUCUUUGCGCUGCUGGCUUCCUGUCUGCCGUUCACUGCGAGCAGGCAGCUGCACCUGGGGCAAUGCGUCAUCAACGUGCACACGCAGGAGCUGAAGCAGUACUUCAGCGAGAUCCGCCAGAGCAUGCUGACGGAGGACAGCCAUAUGGGCCUGAGGCUCCUCAAGUCACACACUAUGAAAGAUGUGCAGCCCACGGAGAGCUGCUGUUUCCUGAGGAUGCUGCUGCGUUUCUACGUGGAGAGAGUGUUCAGCAGCUACAGCACUGGGCAGUCUCACGUCAGGAGGAGCACCAGCAACCUGGCCAACUCCUUCCUCAGCAUCAAGAAGGACCUGCGCCAAUGUCAUGCUCACAUGCAGUGUCACUGCCACGAACACACCAGCCACAAAUUUGCAGAUAUUCAGGCCAGCUUUGAUAAGCUGAACCAGAAGGAGGGCGCGGUGAAGGCCAUGGGGGAGCUGGACUCUCUCCUGGAUUGGCUGGAUGGGUUCCACCAUCUCAGGCACCAUUCCUGACAGAGCAGAGUGAGGGAAUGUCCUCAGCCAAUCCGCAGCUAAGAAGGCCAUGACCGUCCC